Molecule: messenger RNA, 3866 nt
Organism: Cheilinus undulatus (humphead wrasse)
Lineage: Eukaryota; Metazoa; Chordata; Actinopteri; Labriformes; Labridae
Exons: 13
Coding region: 213-2015 (600 amino acids)
Biological process (GO): sodium ion transmembrane transport
Cellular component (GO): membrane
Source: RefSeq, a predicted model, not a curated record
CUUAAUUUUGAUAGUAAAUAGAUGAGUAGACUACCAGACACCCAGGAACUUAUAUUUGGCUAAUUACCAUCAUCCCAUCUCUAACCAUGGGGCUCAGUUUCUCCUCCUGGUUGAUUUAAACGGAAAAUAUCAAAACUCUUCAUGUAAAUCCAACCACACGUUUUUAACGCGGCUCUGGUAUGAACUAAAACAACUCUCGCUUUGAAAGAAGGAUGGAAAAUUCAAAGAAACCCCAGGAGGAGAGGGAAUACGCUCUGAAAGCCUUGGACGGGAGGGAACAGACCGAGUCCUCGGCGGAAGCUGAGCCGCAGAGACCCACAUGGAGCCGCCGGCUGGAGUUCAUCCUCUCCUCGGUGGGCUACGCGGUGGGGCUGGGCAACGUGUGGAGGUUUCCCUACCUGUGCUACCGCAGCGGUGGAGGUGCCUUUAUGGUCCCUUAUCUCAUCAUGCUGGUCCUGUGCGGUCUUCCUCUGCUCUUCAUGGAGUUCGCUAUCGGACAGUACACUCGUAUAGGACCUGUGCACGCUUUCGCCAAAAUUUGUCCUCUGUUAAAAGGUGUUGGUCUGGCCACAGUUGUUAUCUCCUUUGUGUAUUCUACAUAUUACAAUGUGCUCAUGAGCUGGGCGCUCUACUAUUUGUUCAACACCUUUGGAGCGACCCUGCCCUGGACCUCCUGCAACAACACCUGGAAUGUCGUCGCCAAUUGUUCCAGUGGUUUCCCCGGCAACGCCACCCACCUGCAGUCCGCCAGCCAGCAGUUCUUUGAUCACAGGCUUCUGGAGAAAACCAGUGGCAUUGAAGAAGUUGGUGGUAUUCGAUGGGAACUCUUCGGUUGUCUGGUUCUGUCCUGGGUCAUCGUGUAUUUAUGCAUUUUCAAAGGAGUCAAAUCCACUGGAAAGGUUGUGUAUUUCACCGCCGUGUUUCCGUACUUCAUCCUGUUCGCCCUGUUCAUCAAUAACGUGAGACUUCCUGGAGCAAAGAACGGCAUCCUCUACUUUGUGACGCCUGUGUGGGGCAAACUGUUUGAAGUGAAGGUGUGGGUUAAUGCUGCUGCUCAGAUCUUUAACUCCAUAGGGAUAGCGUUUGGCUCCCAGAUCUCUAUGGCGAGUUAUAACAAAUUCAACAACAACAUCCUCAGGGAUGCUCUGAUUGUAGCGUGUACCAACUCAUUCACCAGUAUCCUGGCUGGCUUUGUCAUCUUCUCUGCUAUUGGCUACAUGGCUCACAUUCAUAACCUCCCAGUGGACAACAUAGCUACAGAUGGUCCUGGUCUGGUGUUUGUUGUGUACCCUGAAGUUCUCGCCACCAUGCCGGUCUUUCAGCUGUGGUCUCCUCUCUUCUUCUUCAUGCUGCUCUGUCUGGGUCUGGACAGCCAGUUUGCCACAGUCGAAGUGGGAGUGACGUUCAUUAAAGACGAGUUCGGUCCAAGCAUCCUGCGCUACCUUGAGAGAGAAGAGCUGGUGACGCUGGCUGUGUGCAUGGUCGGCUUUAUACUCGGGAUUCCUCACGUCACAAGGGCAGGGAUCUUUGUGUUUCAGCUGAUGGAUCACUACACUGCUGUGGUGUCCCUCGUCUUCCUGGCUCUCUUUGAAGUCAUCGCCGUCUGCUGGAUCUUUGGUGUCCCAAAAAUCUCCUUAAUGGUGAAGAGGAUGAUGGGAAAAGGUCCAAACAUCUAUUUUCGUGUUUGCUGGCUGCUCCUCUGUCCCUUGUUGGUGCUGUGUAUUCUGACCUCCAGCAUUGCCCAGUUCACUCCAGCUCGCUACGGGACGUACACGUACCCGGUGUGGGCAGAAUGUGUGGGCUGGUUCGUCUCACUGGUCUCCAUCGUGUGGAUCCCGAUCGGAGCCAUCCAGGAGAUCUUAAAAAACAAAGGAUCAUUUCUUCAAAGACUUAAAACAGCGAUGACGUCCACCAUAGACCUCGAUGCUGAAGAUUAUCUAACAGAAAAACAAAACCACAACAACGCAACGUCUGAGACGUCAUUCAUUCAAAAGCAAGAAAUGGACCAGAGCUGAAGAUAACACGCCCUCUAGUGGAGGUUUUAAUGGCGUGUAUUUGUUUUUUGUUCAGUUAGUAUCCUGUAGACUAAACCGGUAAAGGCCUUGUUUUUCUAAGAGGCAUUGCAGACAGAAUCGGCCUCUUUUUCAUCUCACAAUGCUUUGUAGUUUUCUGUUGUGAAUGCAGGGACUAUAAACGCAGUGUUACGGCCGUGGUCAGAUUGUGUUUUGUUAAUGACAGGGUGUCAGCCAUUAUAUUCAUAUGCAGUUAGAAAAAAAGUCAAAUUAUUAUGUAAGUUCUUGACUAAUUUACUUUUGCAUCUCUUAUGGUUGGUUAUGGUUGUUGUUGAUCAUCAUUGAUGAUCUGAAAAAAAAUCUGUAACCUGCUAUUUCCACAUAUAGCAGCUGCACCGAUCCACUGGCAAAUCAUACUGCGGAGCAAAUCACUCCCUUUCUAGUCUAUCAGAGCUUUUCCACUGCCCGUGCUCCAGUCCGGCACUGGUAUGUCCCUGAAUUGCCACUAUGCUGCGCUUCAUUUGAGCUACGCUGCAGGUCUAAUUUCAGCACCAGCUGCUGCAAAGCUGCAUCAAUGCCAGUCGAUCAGAAAGCUCCAAACAAGUGUGGAGUAUGAGUUCUUUCAAAACACGACACAAUACUCAGACUCCCGAUUGUAAAUCAUCACCAUAUCAAGUUUAUGUCUCAUCCUGCAGCGAGAGCGAAGAGUCACUGGGACAUCAGAGGGUCACAGAGCUACAACGGUGCCACUGAUGAGGAAAAGUUAGUUUUUGAGGACAUUUAGCAAAAUAAUUUUACAUAAAACCACAGAUAAUUUCAGCAAAACUUAACCUUUUAACUUUCUAACUGUUUCUUUCUAGCUGUUCUGUAUGGUGAUAAGAGCUUAGCUCAAUGCAAGGCUGUUAACAAAAACAGGAGCAUGUUGUUUGGGAUUUUUCUCCAAACUGGGAGCCAUUGUAAGGAUGCUCAUAGUUGUAAUGCGUUCUCUUUUUAUCUACAAAGGAGUCAUGCCACAGCAUUUUUAACAAGUUGUGUGAGGUGAAUGGAGGACUGAUUAAAACUAAAAUAUGAAAGCAGCAAUAAUUUUAUCAAAAAGAAGACAUUAUUUCCCUUUUAUUGUUCUAGAUAUGUUGCUGACAUGACAAAUCCCAAAAAGUAAAACAAAUACACUCUUACCCUUUAUCCCAGUUAUGAGUCUAGCUAAAACAACAGAGCUAUCUCUGAACAUCCUGUUUUUAGGCCAGAAGCCUCAGCAUAAACUUAGAAAUGUUUAACUUUACGUUGAGUGUGUGCUGUCUGAAUGUAUCUGACCUUUGACAGAGCAGACAUGUAAGAGGUUCAGAAUCCUAAAACUGACAAAGAGAAUCAGACUAAACACAUUUCACUCAAUACAAACCCUUUUCUACUACAAAGACCAGGGCUACUUUGGCUUUAAUUGAAAAGAGAGCUUUUCCUUUAAACGUGGCAAAAGUCUGAAUUUACUGAAGAAUGUAAGAAAGCUAUUUAAAGGGUUAUUUCUAUAUUUUUUAAUUUGAGUUGUAUAAUGUACUUGGCCAUAGUAGUGCCAUCAGGCUCCCUGUUUCAGUGAUUUCAGUGGAGGCUAAGGCUUGACAGCUUCAGCCAUUUUCAAAACAUUGUAUUUUUUACCCAGAAAGCCUCUGUGUUUGGCGCCAUUUUGCAGGAAACAACAAGUAACUUAGCUUAAAGAGGACAUAUUUCACCCCUUUAAGACGAGUUUAUAUUGGCAAACAUUGGUGGAAAAAAAGUGAUAAAAACAGGUUAAAAUUUAGCAAAAUUGGUGUAAAGAGGAUACUGUGUAAUAUAAAAAAUAUUCUUAGUUUCUUUAAGGCAUCU